UCUGCAAGUCAGUCCGACUGCCUGGCUGUUUUGAUCAGUCUACUCUCGGGAAGCUAGAAAAAUUACAAAUCUCUGACAAUGUUCAUUAUCGGGAAUUAGCAGAUAAAGCCAUGUGCGUUGUCACUGUCGACUGAAAUGUCAAAAGCGUUGUGUUGGUGAGGAUUGCGAGUGAUAUAGGCAGCUGCGAGUACUUCUGCGCUCAGCUGUCAGACUGAAACUACUGGAUGCACGUCAAGAGUAAAUAACAGUCGCAACCUUGUGGAUAGUGAGGAACAAAUACUUAUUUGCUUGUUUUGUGUAUUUAUACACCUCUCUUGGAUUAUUGCUACCCAGCGACACAGUCACCAAACGAAACUGGAUGUCGUUAUAAAGAGGCCCACUGGGUGCAUCAAUGAUCCAGUCAUGGAGACCAAAAGAUACCAAAGUUUCUUCGAGGGAAGCAACACAGAGAACAGAUGGGCUCAGGUGCCCAGUGCCAUGGAGCUUUGCUGCAGUGCAGAGGAAGGCUGUCUGAGCAGCACUGACGUCCUCAUGGACAUUGUGAACGUCAACUGCUCUGCUUCCUCCAGCGCCAACGCUAACGCGAACGCUAACGCUGCCACAGCCACAGCUGCUGCCUGCAAGGAGAACAGCAGGAAGAAAGCUGAGCAGGAGCGACAGCCCAUGCUCCGCGUCUCACAGAACCAGAACCAGAACCAGAACCAGAACCAGAACCAGAACCAACCGUUUGCGUUCCCCACUUUUGGCAAUAGUGGCAACUCCCUCCAUGGCCGCAAGUCAGAGACCGAUUCGAAGGAGCUCUCCAAGACCGUGGCCGAGUCCAUGGGCCUGUACAUGAACGCGGCCCGGGAGGCAGAUUUUGGGUUCGGAGCGCAGCAGGGUGGCCAGGGUGGCCAGUGCAGCCCUGGGAAACUGUACCCGUCCUGUGGCCGAGGGGUGCUGGAGGAGGGCGGGGCCAGCUCCUCGGGGAGUCCAAAAAUGAAGGGUCCUCCUCCAGGGUCGUUUGCAGCGGGGUCCCAGAUCCCCAGCACCACUCAAGCAGAGGGCAGCUCGGCCGCCUCCUCGGCCCUGGCCACCGCCCUGUCCUCCCCAGCCCCAUCCUCCAUCUCCAGCCCCACAGGAAACAACAUGGUGACCUCCACCACCAGCCCAACAUACUUCAGUACUGGCUGUUCCUCCAUCGGAAGCCCCGUCAACCCGGUGAACCCCGCGGCAGCGAGUGGCAUGCCCAGCCUGGGGGCCCCGGUCCACCGCCGCAGCUCCACCACCUGCAGCCCCAUCGAGCCCAGCGCAGUGGGGUCGCCUCUCGGGAGCCCCCUGAAUGUAAUGCGCUCCCCCCUGUCCAGCCCCCAGAGUAUGGGCAGCGUGCGCUCACCUCCCUCCUGCAGUGCCAACAUGAGGUCGUCUGUGUCCAGCCCCACAGGAAGCUCCUGCACCAUCCGACCGUCCAUGUCCAGCCCUCCCUCCGGGGUCUCCAUGGCUGUGGCCAGCCCCAGAAAUGCCCCCUCGUCUGGAUUUCCCGUGUCCAGCCCACCGAGUGGACUAGGCUUGGUCCAGAGUGACACCCACAGCCCAGAGGGACAGGAGAGAGGCGACUUCAAAGUUUUUGAAUUCCCAAAAGUGGAGAACAUAGACGGGGAGAUGUACAGCGUGGGCCUGGACCAGAUGGGAAUGGUGAAGUACAUCAAGAACGAGCCGGAUCCCGACUUCCGCAUGUGUCUGGCGAGCUGUGGGAGCAAGAGUGGCAGCGCCGCAGCCAACCCCCCGUUCGUGGCCCACAUCAAGACGGAGCCCAAUAAGGAGGAGAUCUGUAUGAACCCACACUACGGGGAGCCACACCAGCACUCACUGGGCCUCUUUCCUGCCUCCGAGACCACAUACUUGUCCUUGAGAGAUAAUAUUGAUGAGUAUAGUCUCUCUGGCAUUUUGGGACCACCCAUUUCCUCUCUCAAUGGUAACUAUGAGCCAGGUGUGUUCCCCAGCAACAGCCUGACCAAGGGUAUAAAGCAGGAAGCCAAUGAUAGCGGCUACUACCCUGAGAACAGCAGCAAUGGGCCACCGUCAGCCAUCGUUGGCGUUAACUCCGGAGGACACUCCUUUCACUACCAGAUAGGAGCACAAGGAACAAUGGCGUUUGCACGGCAUGACAUGAGGGACCAGACGAAUCCGUUAAUGAAUCUGAUCUCCCCGGUCACGGCGCUGAUGGAAUCAUGGAAAUCGCGGCCGGGAAUGCCACAGGGGGGACUGUCCUCCAGAGGAGAGGGUUAUCCGGGGCAGAGCUGCAUCACUGACAUGUCCAGCUCGUCAUUAAGACAUACGUCCUCAACGGCCAAGGUGUGUUUGGUGUGCGGUGAUGAAGCGUCCGGUUGCCACUAUGGUGUGGUCACCUGCGGCAGCUGCAAGGUCUUCUUCAAGCGAGCAGUGGAAGGCCAGCACAACUACCUUUGUGCCGGGAGGAAUGACUGCAUCAUCGACAAGAUCAGACGGAAAAACUGUCCGGCAUGUCGGGUACGGAAGUGUUUGCAAGCAGGAAUGAACCUCGGAGCUCGCAAGUCCAAGAAGCUGGGCAAGCUGAAGAGCGUGAGUGAGGAGUCGCAGCUGCAGAACUCCAAGGACGGAGGCCAUUACCUGUCCUCGGAGAAGGAGCUGAGCGCCGUGACCGAGUUGGUUCCUCACGGGCCGGCCGUGGCCUCCUACCUGUCCCCCUCCGUCUGCAGCGUGCUGGAGCUCAUCGAGCCCGAGGAGGUGUACGCCGGAUACGACAACACACAGCCCGACACCUCCGACCACCUGCUCACCAGCCUCAAUCGUCUUGCAGGCAAACAGAUGGUCCGCAUGGUCAAGUGGGCCAAAGUAUUACCAGGGUUCCGCUCGCUGCCCAUUGAGGACCAAAUCACUCUGAUUCAGUACUCCUGGAUGUGUCUGUCCUCCUUUGCGCUCAGCUGGAGGUCCUACAAACACACCAACGCGCAGAUGCUCUUCUUUGCCCCGGACCUCGUCUUCAACGAGGAGCGCAUGCAGCAGUCAGCCAUGUAUGAUCUGUGUGUGGGCAUGAAGCAGGUGAGCCAGGAGUUUGUGCGGCUACAGCUCACCUACGAGGAGUUUCUGGCCAUGAAGGUGCUACUGCUUCUCAGCACAGUUCCUAAAGAUGGCCUGAAGAACCAGGCGGCGUUUGAGGAGAUGAGGGUGAACUACAUCAAGGAGAUGAGACGGGCCGUGGGCAAAGCCACCAACAACUCGGGACAGACGUGGCAGCGCUUCUUUCAACUGACCAAGCUUCUGGACGCUAUGCAUGAUCUUGUGGGGAGUCUUCUGGACUUCUGCUUCUACACGUUCCGGGAGUCCCACGCGCUGAAGGUGGAGUUUCCUGAGAUGCUGGUGGAGAUCAUCAGUGAUCAGAUACCAAAGGUGGAGUCGGGCCUCACACACACUCUCUUCUUUCAUAAGAAGUAACGCAGUGGACCCAGCGCAUUAGGCCAGCCGGCCAGUGAGCGGGAGGAAGGAGAGAGGCCCGGACACCGGGACACCACCGCCAGCUUGUUGAGACGUGAGCAGAAGAAUACUGGGAGCCUUACACGUGAGGGAGGCUUACUGUAUGUCAAAGACAGAUCUUCAGCAGGUCCUAGGAUUGCUUUUGACCAUUCACUGGCCACGUGAAGAGGGACAGAGACCAUGGGAGGUGGUGUCACAAAUGACACGAUUUGGACUAUGUGUAUUUUCUUGAAGUGUUCUUUUUUUCUCAAAGCCGUGACAGCGUGCUCCUCGUUGCCCCAAAGACAAUUAUGACAAUUUUGUUUUCUAUGGAUAUAAAGCCAUGCAUUUCUUUGGUCAAGCUAUAGGGCAAAUUCACUAACUCAUUCAUAUACACAUGUACAUGCAAACACGUGCACGUGCACAAGCAGACAUACAAACAGAAACACACACACACACACACACACACACACACACACACACACACACACACACACACACACACACACACACUUCAAAACCCACAUAUACUGCAGCUGAUUAUUGUGGCUUUUCUGUAACACAGUUUGCGUGUUUUGUUUUACCAUUCCUUGUGAACAGGAAAAAGUAGAUUCAUCAAAAGGAAAGAUGAUGCGGCCUUUACAUACAAGACAGUAGGAAAACAUCCUAGAGAUUUGGAGAGGAAACAAGGCAAUUUCAACAUGCUCCAAGGGCUAUGACAUCAAAACAGUGUCUAAUCGGUGUUUUUAAAUGCAAACGGAAACAACACACACUCAAAUUGCAACCAUUGCAUAACAAUCAAAACCUACUCAGAUAUGCAAAACAUAGAAUUAUUUAAAUGAAGUUAAGACUUUUUAUGAAUAAAAGCAGUUGUCUUUGGUAUGUGA
Messenger RNA from Sardina pilchardus (European sardine), 4358 nucleotides. It is a transcript of the gene nr3c2, whose product is annotated as nuclear receptor subfamily 3, group C, member 2. NCBI's taxonomy places the organism in Eukaryota, Metazoa, Chordata, Actinopteri, Clupeiformes, Clupeidae. Gene Ontology annotation, biological process: regulation of transcription by RNA polymerase II; nuclear receptor-mediated steroid hormone signaling pathway. The coding region runs from base 403 to 3453 and encodes 1016 amino acids. The transcript has 9 exons. Gene Ontology annotation, molecular function: zinc ion binding; nuclear receptor activity; estrogen response element binding. Gene Ontology annotation, cellular component: chromatin; nucleus. The record is from RefSeq and is a predicted model, not a curated record.